Molecule: messenger RNA, 789 nt
Organism: Fusarium oxysporum Fo47
Lineage: Eukaryota; Fungi; Ascomycota; Sordariomycetes; Hypocreales; Nectriaceae
Exons: 1
Coding region: 1-789 (262 amino acids)
Source: RefSeq, a predicted model, not a curated record
AUGAGGAUCGUAAAUUCAAAAGAACUCGGCAAUUUGGUGAUGUGGCGGCCGCUCAUGCUUCUCGACAAGACACUUUUAGGACCCGCCUACGUCGAAAGUGUCGUUUCGCGCUCGCCUGCACUUAUCGCCUCCCAAGCAGGCAAAAGACUACCACUUGAGCUCUGGGACAUUAUUAUCAACUUCGCUAAACGUUAUACCAAGGAUCACCGUUUUUCCCUCGUACAACCCAUUAGGCUACAGACAAGCGUGCGAGGCGAUGAACUUGUCUGCAGCAAGUUUCAACGCUGGUCACCCUUUGGUAACAUCCAGAAAUCUGAGGAAAUCGAAAUCUAUCGAUUCUACUUGGCCCAUCCCGACAAAUUAUCCCGACCUGGCAUGCAUUCAUCCUGCCCUAACCCCUUCGGUGAUCCAUUGACCCGCGAGUUCGGCUCACUCUGCACGUUCCCCACGGCCUUGCUCGAGACGGCCAAGUUUCUCCAUGUGGAGCUCACGGUUCGAGAUAUCAUCAGGUACCUGGAAGACGGGGACUGCAAGAUCUGCUCUGGAACGCGCGUGACCGGAUCCGACAUUGUCUCGGGGUUUGUGCCCCAAAAUAAGGAGUAUUCGCAGUUCCUUGGCGGAAUCCCACCGUCUGCGGCUGAACCUUUGAUAUGCCCGCUCUGCGUCGGACUGAAUCAUACCUGGCAAAGCAUCAAUACACGAAGCCGAUUUGUGCCGCCCAUGUCUAGGGAGGAUUAUCGAUCGUGGCUGGUUAAACGACUCGAAAGCUUUUUCACAAGACCACGUUAG